Molecule: messenger RNA, 1112 nt
Organism: Colias croceus (clouded yellow)
Lineage: Eukaryota; Metazoa; Arthropoda; Insecta; Lepidoptera; Pieridae
Product: alpha-tocopherol transfer protein-like
Exons: 8
Coding region: 127-1065 (312 amino acids)
Cellular component (GO): membrane
Molecular function (GO): phosphatidylinositol bisphosphate binding
Source: RefSeq, a predicted model, not a curated record
CCGAGGUCAGUAACAGCUGCGUGUUGUUGUUCGAAGCCCGUGCCACAAGACGAAAAAAAAACGGCGUUCCAUUUUUAAAUUUUCAAUUUUAUCUGUGGUUUUGUUUUGGAGCGUAACUGACUAAAAAUGAAGCUCAAAUCGGAACUAAUGAUCCAGCCAAGUGGGGAAGUAUGGAAAAAGAUAAGAGUGGAGUUGAAAGAAGACGUCAAUACAAGAGAUAGAGACCUGGCCAUCAUCAAGGAGUGGCUCCGGAAGCAACCGCACCUGCCUGAUCAAUGGGAGGACAAUCCCCUAAUGACCUUUCUCCGAGGCAGUAGCUUUUCUCUCGAGAAAUGCAAGCGCAAACUGGACAUGUACUUUACAAUGCGUGCUGCGUGCCCUGAGUUCUUUACCAAUAGAGAUGCAUCUAGCUCGCAGUUGAGAGAUGUGCUGAAGUGUAAGCUCCAGGGUCCACCACUUCCUGGAGUUACACCAAAUGGAAGAAGGGUUACUAUAUGCAGAGGUCUCGACGCAAGUCUAUCCCCCCAACAAGUGACUGACAGCUUGAAACUAGCCCUUAUGAUCGGUGAUGUUCGUCUCAUGGAGGAAACAGAAGGCGUAGCUGGCGACAUCUAUGUGCUGGAUGGCGCAGUACUUGGCCCCAGUUUGUUGGCCAAACUGUCGCCAUCUAUUAUCAAGAAGUUUAUGAUCUGUGUUCAGGAAGCCUAUCCAGUGAAGUUGAAGGAAGUUCAUAUAAUUAACACAUCUCCGUUAGUGGAGAGAUUCGUUACACUUAUCAAACCUUUCCUCAAGGAGAAAAUAAGGAAACGCAUUUUCAUUCACAAAGAUAUCAAGGACUUAUACAAGUACAUUCCACAAGAGAUGAUGCCAGUUGAAUAUGGUGGUAAAUGUGAAAGCAUGGACUCCUUACAAGAGAAAUGGACCCAAAAACUGAUCGAAUACCGCGAAUGGUUCAAAGCGCAAGAUGCGUUAGUUGUGAACGAGAAACUCCGUGUUGGCAAACCGACCAACUACGACGAACUGUUUGGCAUUGAUGGCUCUUUCAGACAAUUGGCUAUUGAUUAGUUGUUUAAUGGCCGUUUUUUCAAUCCUUGGUUAAAACUUUAAAAGUA